Messenger RNA from Ichthyophthirius multifiliis, 1983 nucleotides. RefSeq lists its product as hypothetical. The record is from RefSeq and is a predicted model, not a curated record. NCBI's taxonomy places the organism in Eukaryota, Ciliophora, Oligohymenophorea, Hymenostomatida. Gene Ontology annotation, molecular function: ATP-dependent chromatin remodeler activity; ATP binding. The transcript has 4 exons.
AUGACAACGGGACUUUCUUGGAUGUUAUAUAGGGAAGGACAUAUUUAAAAAGAAGUCCUUUUUGGUUAAAAUAUAGAGAAAUUGGAAUAAGAUAGAAAAUUAAAUACUCUUUUUGAAGAAAUAGAGCUUCCUGAUGGCUAGAAAAUAUACCAUAAUCAAUUUAAUGGAUAUAUAUCGGAUAUUUUUUAGUAAGAAAAAUAAGUCAGAGGCGGUAUUUUGGCUGAUUAGAUGGGUUUGGGGAAAACUUUGAUGAGUAUUUCCUUAAUUUAAUAUGAUUUGGAAAAAAAUAGGAGGAAAAAGGGUCAAUUGGGUACUUUAAUUGUACUUACAGUAACCACUUUAGGUCAAUGGAGGAAUGAAAUUGAUAAAUUUUCAGUUUAAGGCAGUGUUAAAGUCCUUUCUUUUUAUGAAAAAAGAGAUUCUAUGGAAGGAAAUAUUGUAGAUUAUGAUAUUGUAUUAACUACAUACGGAGUUUUAGGUAUUGAGUUUAAAAAAAAAGACAAAAGUAUUAUAUUUAAAAAUAAUUGGCGAAGAGUAAUACUAGAUGAAGCAUAAAAAAUUAAAUCUAAAGAAAGUUAAGUCUCUGAAGCAUGCUAUUUUUUAAAAAGUGAAUUCAAAUGGGCUCUUACGGGUACUCCUUUAGAAAAUAAGAUUGAUGAUUUGUAUUCUUUGUUUAAAUUUUUAGAGGUUAACGCGUUUUCGGAAUGGAGAUUUUGGAAAAAAUAUGUGUCUUUGGGUAAUAGUAGUGGUUAGUUUGGGAUGAAUACUGAUGUUUUACAUGCUUUAUUGAAGCCAAUUAUAUUAAGGAGAUAGAAAGAUUGUAAAUAUUAAGAUGGUAAAGAUAUAAUUAGUUUGCCGAAAAAGAAUAUUUAUUUAACGAAAAUUUAAUUAGAUAAAGGUGAAAAACGACUAUAUUAAAUGAUACAUGAUAAGAGUUAGAAUAUUUUUAAUUAGUUAAACUAAGAAAAACUAAUUGAAAAGAAUUAUAUUCAUGUGUUUUAAAUUAUUAAUAAAUUAAGACAAUUAUGUGUACAUCCAUCAUUGGCUUUCCCGAAUUUAAACGACUUAGAUUUUAAAGAAGGAAACGAAUAAUAGAUUGAAGAUUAAUUAGAGAUUUUUUUUGGCAAAUUCUAGAAACUUAAAGAAGACAAUAAUAACAAAAAUAAUAAAAAUGUUUAAAUAUCAGAAAGCUAUAAAAACUAAUUAAUUAAUUAAAUAAAAAAUAAAGAAUUCUAAUAAUGUCUAGUAUGUUUUGAAGAUAUAAUUAUACAUUCAAUAAGUAAAUGUGGACAUGUUUUAUGUAAAAAUUGUUUUUAAUAUAGUAUUUUAUAAAAUAAAAAUUGUCCUAUGUGUAGAACAUCUUUAACAUUAGAAGAAUUGACUGAAAUAAUAAUAGAAGAUGACGAUUUUGUAUAACCUAAAGAAUACUUAGAUUUUGAUAAAGUUUCUGGAUCUAAAUUAAAGAAAAUACUUGAAUUAAUAGAUGAAAUACAUAAUAAGAAGGAACAAGUGAUUAUAUUUUCUUAAUACGUUCGUAUGUUAUCAGUUUUAGAAUAUUAAUUAUGUAAAAAAGGAAUUUCUUGUAGAAAAUUGGACGGUAAAACAUCUGCUAAAAAUAAAUCUGAAAUCGUAAAGCUAUUCACAAAAGAAUUUUAAAAUAAACUUCUUUUUUAAAAACCAACGGCACUUUUAGCUUCUCUUAAAGUGGCAUCUGUUGGACUUAAUCUAGUGGGUGCUAAUAAUGUUAUUUUAUGUGAUCCUUGGUGGAAUCCAGCUAUUGAAGAUCAGGCAGUGGAAAGAGUACAUAGAAUUGGAUAAAAUAAGGAAGUUUUUGUAUGGAGAAUCAUUUGUGAAGAUACUAUUGAGGAAAGAAUACAUUAAUUACAUGAAGUCAAGAGGAAAAUGAUUAAUAAUGCACUUACUUUUAACAAAAAUUAAAAUUAAAAUAAUGCUAUAUAAGAUCUUAUUUAUAUUAUGUAAUGA